This is a messenger RNA of Chelmon rostratus (copperband butterflyfish), 2286 nucleotides long. RefSeq names its product bone morphogenetic protein/retinoic acid inducible neural-specific 1 (gene brinp1). Gene Ontology annotation, biological process: negative regulation of mitotic cell cycle; positive regulation of neuron differentiation. Bases 1 to 2286 code for a protein of 761 amino acids. The record is from RefSeq and is a predicted model, not a curated record. NCBI's taxonomy places the organism in Eukaryota, Metazoa, Chordata, Actinopteri, Chaetodontiformes, Chaetodontidae. The transcript is spliced from 7 exons.
AUGAACUGGAGGUUUAUUGAGGUCAUCUGCUUCCUGUUUAUAUGGGACCAUAUAACAGUUCAGUCUUCCCGCCAGGACCCGUUGGCCACUGAACAACAUGUCACCAAGCAAUAUGACUGGCUCAUCUCUGACCGUGGACCUUUCCACCACUCUCGGAGUUAUCUGUCCUUUGUGGAAAGAUUCCGCCAAGGAUUUACGACCAGAUAUAAAAUUUAUAGGGAAUUUGCACGUUGGAAGGUGAGGAACACAGCGAUUGAGAGACGGGACCUGAUCCGGAACCCGGUGCCACUCAUGCCUGAGUUCCAGCGCAGCGUGCGCUUGCUGGGCCGCAGACCCACGACUCAGCAGUUCAUCGACACCAUCAUUAAGAAAUAUGGGACCCACAUUCUCAUCUCAGCCACGCUGGGAGGAGAGGAGGCUCUGACUAUGUAUCUGGCCAAAAACAAGCUGGACAGGAAGCUUGCCAACGCUACUCAGAACGUGGAAGCCCUUCAUCAGCUGGCCUCGUCCUACUUCAUUGACCGUGAUGGCACGAUGAGGAAGCUGCAUGAGAUCCAAAUAUCCACCAAUGCCAUCAAGGUGACGGAGACACGGACGGGGCCGCUGGGAUGCAGUAGCUAUGACAAUCUGGACUCAGUUAGCUCAAUCCUUCUGCAGAGCCCCGAGAGCAAGCUUCAUCUGCAAGGUCUUCAGGUUAUUUUCCCAGAGUACCUGCAGGAGAAAUUUGUCCAGUCAGCUCUGAGCUACAUCAUGUGCAAUGGAGAGGGGGAGUACGUGUGCCAUGACAACCAGUGCAUCUGUCAGUGCGCCGACGAGUAUCCCCAAUGUAACUGUCCCAUCACCGACAUCCAGAUUAUGGAGAACACCCUGUUGGGGAUGUCUGAGUCCUGGGCGGCCUCUUAUAAAGACUUUGAGAACUCUGAUGAGUUUAAGUCCUUCCUGAAGAGGUUGCCCUCCACUCACUUUCUGCCCAUCAGCAGUGUGCAUCUCCUGUGGGGCAGCGACUGGGACCUUCAGGCCCGCUACAGGCUCCUUCAGAGCUCCCUGGAGAUCCAGCGGCUCAAGAUUCAGCGCACCGCCCGCAAGCUCUUUGGCCUCAGCAUCCGUUGUCACCACAACCCAAACCACCAGAUACCAAGGGAAAGGUCUGUGAUGCAGUGGCUGAACAGGGUUCAGUCCUUCCUCUACUGCAAUGAGAACGGGUUCUGGGGGACCUUCCUGGAGAGCCAAAGGACAUGCGUGUGCCACACGGGUGUCACCCUAUGCCAGCGACCCAUCCCAUGUGUCAUAGGUGGAAACAACAGCUGUGCUAUGUGCAGCCUAGCCAACAUCUCUCAAUGUGGCUCCUGCAACAAAGGCUACAAGUUGUACCGUGGUCGCUGUGAGCCUCAGAAUGUGGACUCAGAACGUAGUGAGCAGUUCAUCAGCUUUGAAACUGAUCUGGACUUUCAGGACCUGGAACUCAAAUACCUGUUACAGAAAAUGGAUUCGCGGCUGUACAUUCACACUACUUUCAUCAGUAAUGAGAUCCGGCUAGAGACCUUCUUUGACCCCCGAUGGCGCAAACGCAUGUCCCUGACUCUCAAAAGUAACAAAAAUCGGAUGGACUACCUCCACAUGAUAAUCGGUCUAUCUAUGAAGAUCUGCCAGAUGCGAAACAGCAGUAUUGACCCCAUGUUCUUUGUUUAUGUCAACCCAUUCAGUGGUAGCCACUCAGAAGGCUGGAGCAUGCCAUUUGGGGAACAUGGCUACCCACGCUGGGAAAAAGUGCGACUGCAGAACUCCCAGUGCUUCAACUGGACUCUCCUGCUGGGCAACCGGUGGAAGACCUUCUUUGAGACGGUGCACAUCUACCUGCGUAGCCGUGCUAAGAUUCCAACUGGCCUACGCAAUGACACAGGACAGGGUCCUGUGGAUCUUGCAGACCCUAACAAGCGGCAGAUCUACAUAAAAAUAUCUGAUAUCCAAGUGUUCGGCUACAGCCUGCGCUUUAAUGCCGACCUGCUCCGCAGUGCUGUGCAGCAGGUUAACCAGUCAUACACACAAGGAACUCAGUUCUACUCAUCCUCAUCUGUUAUGCUCCUGUUACUGGACAUUAGGGAUCGGAUUAACCGCCUUGCCCCUCCAUCUGCACCUGGCAAACCCCAGCUGGACCUCUUCUCUUGUAUGCUAAAGCAUCGGCUCAAGCUCAACAACAGCGAGAUGAUUCGAGUAAAUCAUGCCUUGGACAUGUACAGCACAGAGAUACUAAAACAAUCAGAUCACCUGACUGCUAAACUCUGUUGA